Messenger RNA from Chironomus riparius, 1038 nucleotides. The record is from the annotation of a GenBank genome assembly. NCBI's taxonomy places the organism in Eukaryota, Metazoa, Arthropoda, Insecta, Diptera, Chironomidae.
AGUUUAGUCUAUAGUUUGUGAUUAAGUAAGUAAGUAGUGGAAUAGCGUAUCGAUAAAACAAUUCAGACUUCAAUAUAAGUCAACAUGAACAUACUUGGGUUCUCGAUUCUUUACCUCACAGCCAUCACAUCACUUACAUCUACCUUAUUAAUCCACUGUGAAUUUGAAGAUGAAGAUUUUGAACAUGUUGGAGAAUUUUACUCAUGCAACAUAGAAAACUUAGUCUUUAAUCCCGAUGAGAAUUCACCAGCAAAUUUCAUUGGAGAGCAUACAAAUUCAUCAUUAAGCAAUGACGACGUUAAGGCUGUCAAAACUGACUUUCAUAGAAUGAUUUACUUCCCACAGUCUAUAAACGAUACAUUUAAGAAUCUUGAAGUUAUUUACUUGAAUGAUGGAUUUUUAUCGAAAAUUACACAGCGUGACUUACAACCAUUUCCAAAAUUAAAGAUGCUGGACUUGUUUGAGAAUCAAUUGGAAGUUCUUGAAGAAAAUUUGUUUAAAUAUAAUUUGGAAUUAAUAAGUGUGUGGCUCAGUAAUAAUCGAAUUUAUGAAAUUCAUGCUGAAGUCUUCGAUCAUCUUGUCUAUUUACGCUUCCUACACCUCAGUGGUAAUGCUUGUGUAGCACGAACAGCAAGAGAAGGAAACCGAACGGAAGUCUUGGAAUUAAUUAAGGAAGCUAAAGAUGGAUGUGCACCGGGCAAAGUCAUAAUAACUUCAACAUCAGCAACAAAUCGAUUUAAAUUUUUAAACAUUUCCGAUUCAGAAAUUAAAUUGUUUGACACUGAAAGAGAAUUGAAGGAAUUUGAAGAAGAAUUUGGCGAUAUUUUGCAUUUAAAUUCAGAAAUAAUGAAAGAAUUUCAGGAUUUGAAAGACCAAAUUUGGGAAUUGAGAAAAACAAAUAAAAAUUUGACAUUUUUUAUAUUCGUUUUAUCAAUUGUUGUUGUUAUCAUGUCAAUAGUGAUUUAUGCUGGACAUAAAAGACUUAGGGAUUAUAAUAUCGAAGGUAUUGCUAAGGUUAGCAUGAGUAGAUUGAUUUAA